ACCGAAGUGUCACCAGAGUCGGGGGGCGGAAACGCGCGCGUAAAUAAAAAAGAAAAGAGAAUCCGACGAGCGAAAAAGCGAUAGAGAGAGAGACAGAGAGCGCGCGAAAGACGCAAAAGCGACUCGCGUCGCUUUAUCGAUCAUUGACGACGAGCCCUUCGCGAGUGACGGAGCGAGGCGCGCGCGCUCGAACCGGAAGUACAUGUCCAUGAUCGACGGUGCCCAUCCGCGCGACAUACUGAUGCCCGUGUCGCAGGCAGUGCGUGCCAAGAGUUUGUUACGCGCAAACUUGGAGAAUUCACGCGUGCGUGGCCUGCAGAGCAGAAUGCCGAACAUCAAGGUCUUCAGCGGGACCUCGCAUCCGGAUCUCGCCCAGCGGAUCGUGGAUCGGCUCGGCAUCGACAUCGGCAAGGUUGUCACCAAGAAAUUCAGCAACCUCGAGACAUGUGUGGAGAUAGGAGAAUCUGUCCGUGGCGAGGAUGUGUAUAUCGUACAAAGUGGAAGCGGCGAGGUGAACGAUAAUCUAAUGGAGCUCCUGAUUAUGAUCAACGCCUGCAAAAUUGCCUCCGCAUCCCGGGUGACUGCAGUCAUUCCUUGUUUUCCUUAUGCAAGGCAGGAUAAAAAAGACAAGGGCAAUGAUGCUGGAGACUCUAAAAAUCAAAUUAUCAUGAAGUCGAACGAGUGGAAAUUCAGGAGUCGCGCGCCAAUCUCUGCGAAGCUAGUGGCGAAUAUGCUUUCCGUAGCGGGUGCUGAUCACAUUAUCACAAUGGACUUGCACGCUAGUCAAAUACAAGGAUUCUUUGAUAUCCCGGUAGAUAAUUUAUUUGCCGAGCCAGCUGUCCUCAAAUGGAUUAAGGAGAAUAUUGUUGAAUGGCGAAAUAGUAUCAUUGUUUCCCCUGAUGCGGGCGGCGCCAAGAGAGUCACAUCCAUCGCGGAUCGAUUAAAUGUCGAGUUUGCGCUUAUACAUAAAGAAAGGAAAAAGGCGAAUGAAGUCGCCAGUAUGGUAUUGGUCGGAGACGUCAAAGACAGAGUUGCGAUCCUCGUAGAUGAUAUGGCCGAUACCUGCGGCACUAUCUGUCAUGCGGCGGAAAAGCUAUUGGAAGCUGGUGCCACAAAAGUUUACGCAAUACUUACGCAUGGUAUAUUUAGUGGCCCGGCAAUUAGUAGGAUUAAUAAUGCAUGCUUCGAGGCUGUGGUAGUGACUAAUACUAUUCCCCAAGAUGGUCAUAUGAAAGAUUGCCCAAAGAUUCAGUGCAUUGAUGUAUCGAUGAUGUUUGCUGAAGCUGUAAGGCGGACACAUAAUGGUGAAUCUGUAUCAUAUCUGUUUUCAAAUGUACCGUAUUAGAUGAAAAUCUUCCUAUUUCAAAUUGAGAUUUAUGUUCUAUUUUUUCAUGAAUUUUUUCUAACUAAAUUUGACAUUUUACUCGAUGUGAAUCUUGAUAAA
Molecule: messenger RNA, 1444 nt
Organism: Camponotus floridanus (Florida carpenter ant)
Lineage: Eukaryota; Metazoa; Arthropoda; Insecta; Hymenoptera; Formicidae
Gene: Prps
Product: ribose-phosphate pyrophosphokinase 1
Exons: 7
Coding region: 203-1345 (380 amino acids)
Biological process (GO): ribonucleoside monophosphate biosynthetic process; purine nucleotide biosynthetic process; 5-phosphoribose 1-diphosphate biosynthetic process
Cellular component (GO): cytoplasm; ribose phosphate diphosphokinase complex
Molecular function (GO): ribose phosphate diphosphokinase activity; magnesium ion binding
Source: RefSeq, a predicted model, not a curated record